Messenger RNA from Dermacentor silvarum, 749 nucleotides. RefSeq names its product lysosomal alpha-mannosidase-like. Gene Ontology annotation, cellular component: lysosome. Gene Ontology annotation, molecular function: alpha-mannosidase activity; carbohydrate binding. Gene Ontology annotation, biological process: carbohydrate metabolic process. The record is from RefSeq and is a predicted model, not a curated record. The coding region runs from base 19 to 684 and encodes 221 amino acids. Lineage: Eukaryota; Metazoa; Arthropoda; Arachnida; Ixodida; Ixodidae. The transcript is spliced from 4 exons.
ACCAGCCGUGACCUGACCAUGGCGGUGCUUCCAGACCGGCCGCAAGGGGGCAGCAGCCUGAAGAAAGGGCACGUAGAGCUUAUGGUGCAUCGGUGGCACGCGACAAACGACGACCUCGGGAACCCAGAGAGCCCGUGGGAGGAGACGAUGACGCAGCGGAACUUUGUGGCGAGUGGAACUCACCGCGUGUUCCUGGGAACGGCUGCCGAGACACAGCGGUUGCUUCGGCCGCAGGCGCUGCAGCUAGUCUACCGACCGCUGCUCGCGUUUGCGCCUGCGCAAUGGAAGCCUCACAAUGAGGAGUUCUCUGGGCUGCGGUCACCACUGCCCAGUACGGUGCACCUGCUGACGCUGGAAGCGCUAUCACGGACCAAAGUCCUUCUGCGGUUAGAGCAUCUGGCCAUCGACCAGCACGCAGUGCAGGUCAACAUCACGAGACUGCUGAAGGGCUUCCGACUGAACAAUGCGAGACCGGUGACCCUGGCCGCCAACCAGUUCCUUCCUGGACCCACCCGACUGAAGUGGCCAGUCCGGGGGCAACCAGGGCCCAAGGCAAAGCGCGAGCGCCUGGCACUGCCGGCCAUCACGGAGCAGGCGGCCACCGGCGACACGCUCGUUACACUGUCACCGGGCCAGAUCGUCAGCCUCAUUGCAAGGAUAGGAAAGCUGGAACCCUCACGUUAACUGGACGCCAGUAUACCGCCUUGAGAAUGCAGCUUUCACAGCAACGGCCAUUAUGAUGCACUUGG